GGCGGUCCUGGUCUGCAGCUGAGCUCCUCUCUUGUAUCUCAUCGCUGACUGAAGGAGAUCAGAGCAGAGCUCGGAGAUCCGCUGCGUGGUCAGACCGACAGAAACGAAGAUGUUCCGCUGUGGAAAUGGUUCAUUUUAGGCUAAAGUUGAACAUCUGAACCGGUGUUUGCUGCUGAGACAGAUGAGCCUGUAGUGUCUCUGCUGGUUCCAACGACCCUUUGUUCGGCUGUGGCAUCUCUCCUCCUCCAACAUGGACCCAUCAGACAGGGAGCCCAGGUCAGAGGAGGAGGCUGACUAUGAAGAUGAGGAGGUGGACCCCAGAAUACAGGGGGAGCUGGAAAAGCUAAACCAAUCCACGGAUGAUAUCAACAGAUGUGAGACGGAGCUUGAGGAUGCAAGGCAGAAGUUUCGUUCAGUGCUGGUGGAGGCCACCGUGAAGUUGGACGAGCUGGUGAAGAAGAUUGGGAAACCAGUGGAGGAGUCAAAGCCUUACUGGGAGGCUCGCAGACUGGCUAGACAGGCUCAGCUGGAGGCCCAGAAGGCCACCCAGGACUUCCACCGAGCCACCGAGGUUCUGAGGGCAGCAAAGGAAACCAUCUCCCUGGCAGAGCAGAGGCUCCUAGAAGAGGACCGGCGGCAGUUCGACUCUGCCUGGCAGGAGAUGCUGAACCACGCCACUCAGCGGGUGAUGGAGGCGGAGAACACAAAGACGAGAAGUGAACUUUUGCACAAGGAGACGUCGGCGAAAUACACAGCAGCCACUGCACGCAUGAAACAACUGGAGAAGAAACUGAAACGAACCAUCACCAAGUCCAAACCCUACUUCGAGAUGAAAGCGAAGUACUACCUCCAACUGGAGAACCUGAAGAAGAAUGUGGAUGAGCGACAAGCCAAGCUGUCUCAGGCCAAAGGAGAGUACAGGACGGCUCUGAAGAACCUAGAGAUGAUCUCUGAUGAAAUCCACGAACGGCGCAGGAGCUCCACCAUUGGACCACGCAGACCAGGAGUCGGUGCCGAGGGGGACAGCAGUUCUGGGGACGACGUCUCCAGCUUUAAGAUGGAGUCGGAUGGAAUAUCCAUGGCCUCGGACUGCUUCGAUGACGAGCCGUGCGGCGGGAGCAGCAUCAUGUCAGAGAAGGACUCAGACACCCGCUCCACCAGCAGCCUCGGUUCGACUCCCAGCAGCCCUCAGGAGCUCCUGUCUCCGUGCUCCUUCACCAUUUCCUCAGCCUCCUCUGGAACCUCUUCGUCUGACUCCCCGUCACCCACACCCUCCUCGUCUUCCUCCACGUCUUCACCAGCUCUCAUGUCCCGGCCGUGCAGCCUGGACAUUCCCAGCACUGUGUCGCUGUCGGACUUUGGCCUCAUCUCCCCGGUGCUCGGACCUCGCAGUGAAUGCAGCGGGGCUUCGUCGCCUGAGUGUGACCUGGAAAGAGGCGACCGAGCUGAAGGCGCAGAGGGAGAUCUGGACAACGCUCCGACCAGAAACAUCAUCUCAGCUUCCAACCCCAAGAAGAGCUUCAGCUUUGAGGCACGCUUUAGCUUCCUCAACCUGCGACGCCCGCGGGGCGGUGACGCCAAAAACAAGGACAGCUCUCCCCAGAAGACGGAACCAGGACAAACGGUCGUUCUUCUUAAAGGAGUCUGAGGCGCAAAAGCCGAAUCUGUCAGACGGACUUUGGUUCUGCAGAGACUCCAAUUCAGAACCAGAAACUUCUGGGACUCCUUUCAGCUGUUUAUAAGCUACAUUUCCUUUCUGUAGUCCUACUCUUCACUCCACGGUCGAAUAUGAACUUUGAAUGUGAUAUUUGGUGUGAAUUUCGCCUGUUUUAUAACCUGGACUCACCCAUGGACUCCCAUACCAGAGAUUGAACUAACUGGGUAAUGACGGGUCAUGAGAGGAAUAAAAGUUACAUGUUUCAGCAGUAAAAACCUGGGCUGUAUGACUAAGCAACAACCCAGCUGCCCGUAGAUAACCUUAGAGCUCAGCUCUGCUGGUUACUAAACUAUAAAUAAAGCAGUUAGUUCAGUUAAAGCUUCCAGAACGCUGAGAGGGGUGUGAUCUGCUUUGCCUGAUGUUUAAAGGAAGUCGGGACAAAUCAGAGGGAAAAAUCACUAGACCUUUUCCUUAUACACUCCAGUAUUUUAUCCGCUGUGUUAUAUGAUGUUGUGUGUUUGAUGUUUGGGUUUUAAAUUUCAAGAAACUGCAGUUCGGGAAAAUGAAAGCUUCAGCUUCUCGUUCCUAUUUUAUCCCCUCUAUGGAUUCAUUUCUCAGUACACAUCAAGAAACUGCUUAACAUGUCUGCUUUGAUCACAAGUGGUGCAAUUUAGCUUGAAUAAAGAGAGAAGUUGAUGA
Messenger RNA from Cyprinodon tularosa, 2356 nucleotides. RefSeq names its product SH3-domain binding protein 5b (BTK-associated) (gene sh3bp5b). Lineage: Eukaryota; Metazoa; Chordata; Actinopteri; Cyprinodontiformes; Cyprinodontidae. Gene Ontology annotation, molecular function: protein kinase inhibitor activity. Bases 251 to 1648 code for a protein of 465 amino acids. Gene Ontology annotation, cellular component: cytoplasm. The record is from RefSeq and is a predicted model, not a curated record. The transcript has 9 exons. Gene Ontology annotation, biological process: negative regulation of protein tyrosine kinase activity; intracellular signal transduction.